CUUCCCAAUAUCCUGUAUCCAGGCAAUAAAUAACAAUUGAAAGAGUUUUUGAUUCAAUAUAUUUCGAUUAUUCAUAUUAAUCAAGUGAUUCAGUGAAGUCGAAAAAAUGUCCUCGUGCUGCACGCUGUCAUCGGAAAGUGAAGAAUCCGAAGAGGUCAUAGUAACAAAACAGGAAAUCGACUACAGUCAUGUUCAACCUGAACAAGAUGAUUUGGGGGUACUACCCGAAGACCAUCCACUUUUGGAGCGGUUCCAACAGUCCCUUAAAGCCCAUCUUCUUCGUGUGCGCGACCAGCUCGUCACGGAAAUUAAGGACCUCGAUUAUAACAUCAAACUAAAGGAACAAGAGCGCGAGGACAUCGGCUGCAAGCUCUAUGAUUACCAACAAGAAAUCCGUCAGCAAAAUGAAACCCUUCAGGACUACGAGAAGCAAUUAAAGGAGGCGACUGAAAAACGUCUGAAGCACGAAAAAAAUGUUGAAAAAUCGAAGAAGGAAUACGAGAAUAAGCUUCUCAUGUAUAAGGAUCAGAAGAGGUUCCACAAUCAACGUUUGCUGGAACUGAACAGCCUGCAAGUACUUGAAGGCAACAUUGAAAAAUGGGCGAGUGAAGUCGACAAUGAAGUUCAAGCUGCAAAACGUGCAGUAAAUAAGGACUGGCAGGAUCAAAAGGCAAUCUCUGAGGAGAAGAAAAAAAUUGAUUUGCUCGUCUUUAAUUUGGACGAUGAGAUUCGCAAACGUGAACAGGAGCUAAAUGGAGUCAAUGAACAAAUUCGAGAGCAGCGCUGCGUAUUGGAAUCAUUGAAUAAAGACUUGAGUAAUGCCGCAACUGAUUUGGAGGUUUUGCAACAGGAGCACAAAAGAUUAACACAAGCAUGGAGUGAGGUCAUUAUAGCGAUUCAGCAAAGAGAUAAGUUACUAUUCCAAAUAAAAGAUGACCUAACGAAGGAGUAUAAUGACCACAAGUUGUUGAAGGCAAGUAUUGAAGCAACAAAGAAGGAAUGUAAUAAGGAAAUGGAGCAGAAUGAACGGCUGGUGAGCUUCAAAACCCAUAUUGAAGAAGACAUUGCUUCCAUCGAGAAACAGAUUCAAAAGGAGCUUAAGGACAUCAAUAAGCAUAACACAAAACUCGAAAAAACAGCCCAACUCGUAGCUCAAGCGGAAGAAGAUAUAAAUGCAUCAAAAGCCGAAGGAAAUGCCUUAGAAGUGCAGAUACGAUCUGUCCGCUUGCAACUCGACAAACUAAAUCGGAAAAAGGUUGAUGUUGAGGAAAAGAUACUCCAACUGGCACAAGAGCAAAUUACAACAGACAAAGCAAGCGAACAUCGUAUGAAGAUGCUCCGUGAUGUACAAGGUCAAAGACGGAGUAUGGAAGUAGCCAUUACUCAAGCUGAGAAUAAUUUAUCAAAUGCUAUGCUGGAGCUGGAACGUAUGCGCGGAGUUGUAGGAAAACUGAAAGAAGAUGCUGAAAAAAUCGAGGAAGAUCGCCAAUUGGCCCAAGCGGAAGCAGAUAAGCUAAAUGACGAGGUUAAAGCAGUAGAUUUCUCAACUAACGUGAAAGUAAAACAAGUCGACCAGCUAACUAAGAAGUGGAUGAAUUUGGUUCAGGCACAGGGAGGUGGAGAUGAGUGUCCUUUUGAGGUCCAGAUUAAAGCCUUGGAGAGAAACAUCCAUCAAACUGAAAACCAAAUUAGAGAACAGCAAAAUUUCUGGUUACUGCUCCAAGGACAUGUGGUUCACUUGACUGAAAAACGUUCGGCCCAAAUGAAUGAUAUACAGCUUGCAAGGAAACAAUUAUUGAUUAUCGAACAAAAGACUUUAAAGGUCGAUAAAGAACUGGAAGUUGCACAAGCCCUAGAGAAAGAUACAUCGAAAAAUAUUCAAAAUAUGAACACAAAAUUAGACCUCUUAGGAGCUAAGUUAUUUAAAACGAAACAAACCCACGCAAAGGAUGUCUUAGAAUCCCAACAUAUUCGCUUAGAACUCCUAGAUAAAUUUCGAGAUACCGAAAUGUCCGUUUUAUCACUAGAACAAGAAAUUGUAGAUUUAACCAAAGAAAUCGAGCAACACAAAGAAAUAGUCCUCGAAAUGCACCGUGAGGCUCUGUCCUGGGAAACAAAAUACAAAAUGGCAGAAGAAAUGAAUCGUAUCCGUAGCGAGGAAAAGGCCAACGAUGGUGAAAUUGGAUCCAUGCGUACGGAAAUUCAUCGUAUGCAAGUUCGUUAUAAUCAGCUUAGACGAGCCCAAGAAAAACUCAUCCAAGAUUUGGAGCACUGCGUGAUGCAUCGCGAGCAGAUUUUCUUCCAGGCUAUGCGACGCGAAAGGACUGAAGCAGGAGCAGCUCGAAGUCACCCCAACGUUCAGCAUAAAUUAAACGAAAUCAAAAAUAAAAUUAAACAAGCCCAAACUGAAAUUACCAAGACCGAAGCGAAAUGCGCUAAUCUAACCUCGGAAUUUGCAAAAGCCUCAGAGCUAUUGGCUUCCUUACAAGGACAAAUUGACAAUGAAAAGUUACAGGACACACUAACCCAAGCUGAAAUCGAGCAGGGAAUGUUGGACAAGCAUCAGAACCUUGAGACUAUCGUGAGAAAACAGCAUCGAGCCAAAAGAUACAGAGCGCUUGUGGGUAUGAAAAAUUUUCCAAAGUGUCGUAGUGAUAUCAUUACUGAGAUGAGUUCCACGAAGCAGAGAGAGAUCAACUGUAAUCUCACGGAUGUUAUCCAUAGUUUGCUGAAUGAUUUUCCGGAUAAAAAAUACUACUUGAUGAGGAUUCUACAGACCUUGAAGGCAGAUUAAGCUUCCUAAGAUUUAUUUAAACGCAUAUUUGUGAUUAUUUUGAUUAUAGCGUGUAGUGUUUGAUUGUGUAAUUUAAUUGAGGUUU
This is a messenger RNA of Hermetia illucens (black soldier fly), 2879 nucleotides long. It is a transcript of the gene l(2)41Ab, whose product is annotated as coiled-coil domain-containing protein 40. Gene Ontology annotation, biological process: axoneme assembly. The coding region runs from base 107 to 2794 and encodes 895 amino acids. The record is from RefSeq and is a predicted model, not a curated record. The transcript is spliced from 6 exons. Gene Ontology annotation, cellular component: cytoplasm. NCBI's taxonomy places the organism in Eukaryota, Metazoa, Arthropoda, Insecta, Diptera, Stratiomyidae.